Messenger RNA from Lingula anatina, 1479 nucleotides. Its product is annotated as ribosome biogenesis protein SLX9 homolog. NCBI's taxonomy places the organism in Eukaryota, Metazoa, Brachiopoda, Lingulata, Lingulida, Lingulidae. Gene Ontology annotation, cellular component: 90S preribosome; nucleolus; preribosome, small subunit precursor. The record is from RefSeq and is a predicted model, not a curated record. Gene Ontology annotation, biological process: maturation of SSU-rRNA from tricistronic rRNA transcript (SSU-rRNA, 5.8S rRNA, LSU-rRNA).
ACAAGAUGUCGAUGUUUUGACACGUGCUUACAAGUUACAGUGCUAAGAUUGUUCAUGUGCACUGGUUCGUGUGCAUAUCAUAAACGUGGUUUUGGUUUAUUAAUGACAAAAGGUUAACUGUGCUCUUAUUUGUAGGACUGACACUAUGGGUAAGGUGAAAAGACUCCGGCAAAAAUUCCACAAUGCUGCUGUAAAAUCAAAGGAUACUGCCACUGACAAAGUAUCAACAGAAGAGAGGGAUCAGAACGAGCCCUUUUCACCAGUAUUUCCUUCAGAGGGACUGUUUAGUGGGAUUCAGAUUCCAGAUGGUGUCUUGAAGCAGCAACUUCCAGAUGACUUUGAUACCAGGAGUGCAAUAACAACCAAAUCACUGAAGGGACUUCAGUUGAAGAAAAAGGAUAAAAAGAAGUUGAGACAUGAAAUAUGGCUGCAAAAGGUUGAUGCCAUCCAAAGUGCCAAGAAAAAGAUGAAAGAAAAGAAGAAGAGAGAACGAAAUCCCAUUGUAGGGGACAUGAUGCAACUUGAAGAGACUCUCCCAACCCUAGAACUACUGCUAAAGGGGGAUCAAGCACCCAAGGCUGAACAAAAUAAAAGGUCAUCUAUAACAUGCAAGAAAAACAAAGGAAUUCAGAAAGAAAAGACAAGGCGUAGGCAAAUGCAGGAAGACAUGAAUUUGUUCAAGCAGGUUUUACGGCACCCAGCCUACAUGGAGAAACCAGGAGACACUAUGUUAGAACAUUUACAGAAUAAACUCAAACAAGAGGAAGAUAUGGAUACAUGAUGAUGAGACAUUUCCAAUUUAAAAAGAGAUAAGAGAGAAAUAAAUUGCAGUAUAUAAUUUAUUAUUGUAUUUUUCUUUUCAAAACACCUUAACAGUUGAAGUUUAACAAUUUAAAAAUGAUAUCUUUAUAUUUUAUAUGUUUACUAUAUAAAUCCUGUCAUAUUUUAUAUAUGUUGAAAACGUUGUUGAGAGUGACACAAAAACAACACGACUGAGGUAGUGUAUGCUAGUAUUGCACUUACUAUGCAAUUAUUUAAUAUAACUUGACACCAGAGAAAUUGGGCAAUGCCUUUUGAAAUAAAACGACCAUUUUCCCAUUCUUUUCAAUGGUGAACGAAUCCGUUUCGUUAGUCGAUUUUUAGUGUGUUUUAAUAACAAUCUCUUACCAGAUUAUAACGGAGGUUGGCCAUCCGUUAAGAUCCACGUGACAAGAAAAGAUUUCAGAAUAAUUGCAAUAACUGCCGUUUUGGUGGUAAAAUGAAAUUUAUUUUAUUACUUUGUGUUGUUCACAAUGUGUUGAUUGUGGAAAUUUGUAUCUCAUGUAAAGAGUUAUCUCUUUAAGUUCUCCUUCUUGAAGGUACAUGGUGGCAUUUGAUCGGAUUCAGUGGCAAUAACAUGGCAUGAGUGCUUGUUUAAUAUCCACCUUAAAAAUUACCUAAUCCUACUUCAUGGUAAAUUUCAAAUAAAACGUACAAAAU